Linum trigynum is the source of this 2721-nucleotide messenger RNA. Lineage: Eukaryota; Viridiplantae; Streptophyta; Magnoliopsida; Malpighiales; Linaceae. The record is from the annotation of a GenBank genome assembly.
AUGUCGCUGCUCAUUCCCCCUGUUCCUCCUCGCUUCUUCGUCUCCCCUUCCAACUCCAAGCUCGCCUCAUCAUUCCCCUCCCGCUUCGUCGGAGUUCGAGCCAACGCCGCACCGUCGUCGACUGAUAGGAAACCUAGAAGGAGGAAGAAGCAGACACAACAGCAGCAAACCGAUGCUGAUCCUUCUUUCGGUUCCUACGCCGUCGCGUCCGCCGCCGAGAAGUCCCUCCGCUUCGCAUUCAUGGAGGAGCUCAUGGACCGCGCCAGGAACCGCGACGCCUCCGGCGUGUCGGAUGUAAUCUACGACAUGAUUGCUGCUGGGCUCAGGCCUGGCCCGAGGUCGUUUCAUGGCCUCGUCGUCGCCAAUGUCCUCAACGGCGACCAUGAAGGCGCGAUGCAAUCGUUGAGAAGAGAAUUGAGCGCGGGGCUUCGCCCUCUUCACGAAACCUUCAUUUCUUUGGUAAGGUUGUUUGGCUCCAAAGGACAGGCCACCAGAGGUUUGGAAAUUCUUGCUGCCAUGGAGAGCUUAAAAUAUGAUAUUCGGCAAGCUUGGAUAAUACUUGUUGAGGAGCUUAUUAAGCAGAAAUAUAUGGAGGAUGCGAACAAGGUGUUCUUGAAGGGUGCCAAAGGUGGUCUUCGAGCUACCGAUCAGCUCUAUGAUCUUAUCAUCGAGGAAGACUGUAAAACUGGGGAUCAUUCAAAUGCCCUAGAUAUUGCGUACGAAAUGGAGGCGGCGGGCCGAAUGGCUACUACUUUCCAUUUCAAUUGCCUUCUAAGUGUACAGGCUACUUGCGGAAUACCUGAAAUAGCUUUUGCUACAUUUGAGAACAUGGAAUACGGAGAAGCUUAUAUGAAGCCUGAUACAGAGACAUAUAACUGGGUGAUCCAAGCAUAUACGAGAGCUGAGUCAUAUGAUAGGGUUCAAGAUGUUGCUGAAUUGCUUGGAAUGAUGGUUGAAGAUCACAAACGUGUGCAACCUAAUGUGAGAACUUAUGCGCUGUUAGUGGAGUGCUUUACCAAGUACUGCGUCAUACGGGAAGCUAUGCGACAUUUCCGCGCACUUAAGAAUUUUGAUGGAGGGAUGCAAGUUUUGCAUUGCGAAGGGAACUUUGGGGAUCCACUUUCUCUGUAUUUGCGAGCAUUAUGUCGAGAAGGUAAGAUCAUUGAGUUGCUUGAAGCUUUGGAAACUAUGGCAAAAGAUGGUCAACCUAUUCCUGCAAGAGCCAUGAUACUUAACAGAAAGUAUCGAACAUUAGUUAGCUCCUGGAUCGAACCUCUGCAAGAAGAAGCAGAGCUUGGCUACGAAGUUGAUUAUGUCGCAAGGUAUGUUGCAGAGGGCGGACUCAUUGGUGAACGUAAAAGAUGGGUGCCUCGAAGAGGGAAAACUCCUCUAGAUCCUGACGCCGAUGGAUUCGUAUAUUCAGGGCCCAUCGAGACAUCCUUUAAGCAAAGAUGCCUUGAGGACUGGAAGUUAUACCAUCGAAAACUUUUGAAAAUGUUGCGGAAUGAGGGACCUGCUGUUCUGGGGGAUGCAUCUGAAUCUGAUUAUCUAAGAGUUGAAGAGCGACUAAGGAAAAUAAUUAAGGGUCCAAACCAAAAUAUUCCCAAGCCCAAGGCUGCCAGUAAGAUGAUAGUAUCUGAAUUGAGGGAAGAAUUGGAAGCUCAAGGACUACCUACUGAUGGAACUAGGAAUGUUUUGUAUCAGCGCGUGCAAAAAGCAAGGAGAAUAAACCGCUCUCGUGGGCGGCCUCUCUGGGUUCCUCCAGUAGAGGAGGAGGAAGAAGAGGUUGAUGCAGAGUUGGAUGAACUCAUUUCGAGGAUCAAGCUUCAAGAUGGAAAUACUGAGUUCUGGAAGCGCCGGUUCCUUGGAGAAGGCUUGAACUCUGAUCCAGUUAAGCCUAUUGACACUGAUGAAUCAGAAUCAGCAGAAGUUUUGGAUGAGGUGGAUGCGGGAGAUGAUGUUGCGGAUGAGGCUGAAGAUGAGGAAGCCGCUGAUGAAGAUGAGGAAGUAGAAGAAGUGGAAGUUGAAGUUGAAGUAGAAGAAAGUGAGAACCAAGGUGUCGACAGAGUGGUGAAGCAGAAGGAAGCUGAGGCUAAGAGGCCUCUUCAGAUGAUCGGUGUCCAACUUUUGAAGGAUUUUGAUCAGACAUAUGUAUCAAAGAAAUCAAAAAGGUCUGCUAGAGCGUCUGUGGAGGAUGACAAUGAUGAAGACUGGAUUCCUCUAGAUCCAUUCGAGGCAUUCAAGGAGUUGAGGGAACGGAAAGCUUUUGACGUUGAUGACAUGUAUACGAUUGCUGAUGUAUGGGGCUGGACGUGGGAGAGAGAACUAAGGAACAAGUGUCCACAGAAGUGGUCACAGGAAUGGGAAGUGGAGUUGGCAAUUAGACUAAUGCAAAAGGUGAUAGAACUGGGAGCAAAACCAACAGUUGGAGAUUGUGCGAUGAUCCUGCGUGCAGCGAUAAGGGCUCCUAUGCCUUCGACUUUCUUGCAGAUCUUACAGAUCACACACGGUUUGGGUUAUAUAUUUGGGAGCCCCCUAUACGACGAAGUAAUCGCUGUGUGCAUUGAGCUGGGAGAAAUAGAUGCUGCAAUUGCCAUCGUCGCAGACAUGGAGACUUCUGGAGUAGCAGUUCCCGACCAGACGAUAGACAGGGUUAUUGCUGCUAGACAGGCGGCUGACGAGAUCUACGACAAUGCUGCAAAUGAUGAUUCAACAUCAUGA